CUGGUUCAAAGUAUUUUUGUUGUGCGUCAUUUCUUUAUUCGUUUAAUACAAUCUGCGUGCUUUUUUAUUGUUUCUCUCGAUUUUUCGCGGUAUAAUUUCGUCAUCGCCGAAAAUAUAUAUUAAGACCAAAGGAUAAACAGAACUAGAUUAUACCAAAAUGGCAGGAACUUCGCAGAAAUAUAGGAAUUUCGUAGCUGAACCUAUGGGUGACAAAGAUGUGACUGAAUUAGCUGGCAUUGGUGAGACGCUAGGCGGUCGAUUGACGGAAGCUGGCUUUGAUAAGGCGUACACCGUGCUGGGUCAGUAUUUAAUACUGAAAAAAGACGAAGAAUUAUUCAAAGACUGGAUGAAGGAUGUAUGCAAUGCGAGCUCAAAACAGGCAUCAGAUUGUUACAACUGCUUGAAUGAUUGGUGUGAAGAGUUCCUGUAAAUGUGCUGCGACGGCAACUGCACGCUACUAUAAUAUUUCCACUUAUGCACGCGACAACGUGGGUGUAUGCAUAGAACAAAACUCAUAAUAUAUAUAGUAUUUUUUCUAUGAGAGUCAUUUAGUAGCAUUUAUAUGUAAUUUAUGAUAGAGAAAAUAACAACUUAAGAUUCAUUAAAUGAUUUUUAAAACUAA
This is a messenger RNA of Ceratitis capitata (Mediterranean fruit fly), 622 nucleotides long. It is a transcript of the gene baf, whose product is annotated as barrier-to-autointegration factor. The record is from RefSeq and is a predicted model, not a curated record. The coding region runs from base 158 to 430 and encodes 90 amino acids. Lineage: Eukaryota; Metazoa; Arthropoda; Insecta; Diptera; Tephritidae. Gene Ontology annotation, molecular function: DNA binding. The transcript has 2 exons.